Molecule: messenger RNA, 360 nt
Organism: Adineta ricciae
Lineage: Eukaryota; Metazoa; Rotifera; Eurotatoria; Adinetida; Adinetidae
Source: the annotation of a GenBank genome assembly
AUGAGCCAAGUAACAAGUUCAAAAUCGUCAAUAGAAUCAGUAGAUAAUAAGUGUCCUCGUUGCAAAACAAAUGAUCGCGUGUGUAAAUGGAAAGAUUAUCUUUGUGUUGAAAAUACAACUCGUGCUGCUCGUCAAGUGUUUUUUGAUUUUCGUUCUGCUGAUCCAAUUCGAGCUAUUUCUUUGGCUGAAGAUCUUGCUCUUCUCCUGUCAGACCUUCGUUCUAUUGCUCAUGUUCGUGCAGUUGCUGCUCGUGACCUUCGUAUUCUUCCUAGUAAUAGUUCAAUUGGCAAACGAACAAAAUCCUGCUUCUUCAAACCGAAUGGAUUUUCCGAAUAUUUUAUUUGUGAUUCAAAACAUUGA